AUGUGGAGGGAAGUUCUAGUUUUGUUGCAGCUUUCGGCUGCUGCUCGGCCGGGUGCCUCGGCUGCAGCUGUCACCCCUCAGGACUGCAGCCUGGAAUGCAUCCAUCAGGGGCGACCUGCAUGCGAGUACUGCAGAGUCACCAGGGAUGACAUCAAGAAGGCUCUGGGUUUGAACUCCAUCCGGACGUUUGGAAGUUGUAUUCCAUGGCCAUGUUUCGAGCUGCUCGGAGAUGAGGACCCCCGGAUCUGUCAGCACUACGUUCAUGCACCAACCGAUGUAAAGAUUGAGUUUGUUCAUGAGCCGGACCCCAAAUCUGACACCGCCGUUGUCUCCUGGAAGCCCAGUCUUUAUGGGCUUGCCUUCUUGCGAGGCUUUCAAGUGUCGAUCCAGGCUUUGGGAGGUUUCACUUUUGCCUGCCAGCUGUUCCUCUUUAACCGUAACGUUUCCCUCUCGCCAUCAGAUGCUCAGACGUUUUACAAGUCGGACCCAUUCACUGGCCUCACCCUGGGAUCCCAGUAUGCUGUUACUGUCAUGGCUCUGCCAGUUCCUGAGCAAUGGGAGAAGUUUUAUCACACCAAGAUCUUCUCUACUCGCUCAUGUGCAGAGAAGAACGGCCUCGAGCGUUGCAAACAAGACUGGUACCCGAAGCACAUCGCGGUCCAGCAGGAAGGUUCUGUCGUCACCGUGACCUUCAACUUGGCUCCACCGAACCUGGACAUCAGGAGCUACUUCUGUCGGUGUUACGCGAACGGCGUGAAGAAAUACACGACCAUAAUCCCCGAUUCCUCAAUAAACAAAACUCAUCACAGCCACCAGCUGACUGACCUUCAACAAGGAACCAACUACACUUGUGAGAUUGCGGCAAAUGUAAUUGAUGCAGUGAGGAAAACCUUCAAUAUUCACGUCAUCGGAAACCGGAAAGCUGCUCCCCCCUCAGAGGAGGCCUCUGACCCCCCCUCCCUGGCUGUGGUGAUCCCACUGUGUCUGGCUGUGGUGUUUGUGCUCGGAGUCUUCCUGGCUGCUCUCAGCUGUCAGAAGUCCAAGAUGCGCAGGAAGAACCUUGACAUGAAACCAGAGAUUAUUAGGCUGCACGAAGAAAAUGGUACCAAAGAGGAAGUGGCGUCGUUGCCCAGAGCCCGGCUGACUCCACCACAUCUCCUGAUUUGCUACAGCAGCUGUGACGGCCCCUCUCAUGUCCAGGCUGUCAUGCAUUUAGGAGCCUUCAUACAGCAGCACAUGGCAACUCGGGUGUGCCUGGACCUUUGGGACUCCCUGGGUGUGGCUGAGGAAGGCAGUAUGGCCUGGCACUGUCGGCAGAUCCAGGAGAGCGACUUUGUCCUGGCGAUAUGUUCUCAAGGGUUCGGUAAAAGACAUAAGCCUGCAGAGCCAGAGGAGAAUGAAGAAGACGAGGAUGCACCGGAUUCUUACGUUUCUGAGGCUGUCAUCCGGAUUAUUGGAGCAGAGGUGGGCCAAGCCAAAGCCAGAGGCCAGGACCUGUCCAAAUACAUGUCAGCUAUUUUUGAGUACUCUGAGGAAACGGACAUCCCCACGGAGCUGAGGCUGGCAUCCCACUACACGCUGACGAACGACUUACCGCUGCUCUUCUCCCACCUUCAUGGAGUGGCCCUGCACAGGCCAGGGAGCUACCUGAAGAUAAACCACAUCACAGAGGAGGGCUUUGCUACGGUACCUGCAGGAGCUGCUCUGCAGCGGGCCAUCCACGAGGCUGGGAACAUCAUGAGGGCCAAAAGGCAAAAAGACCAAGUGAACUGAGAGGAUCUUUAAACUAUAAUACCACAUGUGUUCUCAGCUUAGACAAGAAGUUGGUUCUUAAAUACAUGGUACAAUGCACUAUGACUUGUGUAUUACACAAUUUAUGUAUCCAGUUUUUCUCAAGGACAAAAAGAUAGUUUCCUGAAACCUGUCUUCACCUAAUGUUGUUAGUCUACAAAGUUACCCAUUGAGAUUAUUUAAAAAACUACAAGUAUUACAGAUUUGUGUUUACAGUCAUGCUUUAUUUAUCUGUAUGCAUUUCUUAUG
This is a messenger RNA of Nematolebias whitei (Rio pearlfish), 2040 nucleotides long. RefSeq names its product interleukin-17 receptor D. The transcript is spliced from 12 exons. Bases 1 to 1773 code for a protein of 590 amino acids. The record is from RefSeq and is a predicted model, not a curated record. NCBI's taxonomy places the organism in Eukaryota, Metazoa, Chordata, Actinopteri, Cyprinodontiformes, Rivulidae. Gene Ontology annotation, molecular function: protein binding; interleukin-17 receptor activity.